AUGUGCAUACAAGAAUGAAUAACAUUUUUAUAUAGUAUAUAGUAUAGAUCUGAUCACAAAACGGAGAGGACGAAGUAAUUGGCUUAGAUUAAUUUAAACUACAAAAGCCAAAGAUAAGAGAAGAGAAAGCAAUGCAAUAAAUGAAACCAACCACCAACUAACCUCACACCUUCUACUUUCAUGCAUUUGGGCUCUUCGCUCUCUCUAUAUAAAACCCAACCUUCAUUACCAUUAAUCAUCAUCCAAUCCAUUACUUACUUAAGUAAAAAAGAGAAACAAAAAGUUUAAAGAUAUGGAGGGACUCUUGAAGUUGUCAACUUUGGUGAUUGUGUGCAUGUUAGUGGCCGCUCCAAUGGCAUCCGAGGCAGCAAUCUCGUGUGGCGCAGUCACCGGCAGCUUGGGUCAAUGCUAUAACUACUUGACCCGAGGCGGUUUCAUUCCUAGAGGGUGUUGCUCUGGCGUUCAGAGGCUCCACAGCAUGGCUCGUACCACCCGUGACCGACAACAAGCUUGUCGUUGUAUCCAGGGAGCAGCUAGAGCAUUGGGUUCUCGACUUAAUGCUGGUCGAGCUGCUCGUCUCCCUGGUGCUUGCCGUGUUAGGAUCUCUUACCCCAUCAGUGCCAGAACCAACUGUAACACCGUGAGGUGAUCAAGAGGUGAUAGACGCUGAAGGGUUUUCAUAUAAUCUAUGAGAGAGUAUUAAAAAAUAAUUAAGAUGUCACUAUAUAAGAGUGUAUCCUUUAUACUGUUAUUGUUGCUGUGUUUUAGAAUUUGUGUUUUCAUGCGUUUCUUUAUAUAUGACGACGGUCCAUUUAAUUGGUCGUCUGUGUUAUGUACUCCUCUAAUGAUAUAUGGAAUUACGAUAUAUAUAGUAUGUAUUAUUUUCAAAAUCUUGCCACUCA
Messenger RNA from Arabidopsis lyrata subsp. lyrata, 902 nucleotides. Its product is annotated as non-specific lipid-transfer protein 5. Bases 293 to 649 code for a protein of 118 amino acids. The record is from RefSeq and is a predicted model, not a curated record. Gene Ontology annotation, molecular function: lipid binding. Gene Ontology annotation, biological process: lipid transport. The transcript has 2 exons. NCBI's taxonomy places the organism in Eukaryota, Viridiplantae, Streptophyta, Magnoliopsida, Brassicales, Brassicaceae. Gene Ontology annotation, cellular component: membrane.